This is a messenger RNA of Rattus rattus (black rat), 1812 nucleotides long. It is a transcript of the gene Epsti1, whose product is annotated as epithelial stromal interaction 1. Lineage: Eukaryota; Metazoa; Chordata; Mammalia; Rodentia; Muridae. The record is from RefSeq and is a predicted model, not a curated record.
CGCCCCAAGGCUCAUCCUAAUGAUCCUUGGUGCUCUCUGCGGUGGCUAUGAAGCCCUGAGCCCACUCAUUCGCAGGGAGCUCAGUUCUUCAGCCUGGCUGAAGGCAGGCUCAGGCUAGAAAGUCAGAGGGCGCCUGGGUAGAGAAUGAAUGAGGAAGUUCUCUGUGGGCCCUGAACCCAGCCGGUGGUUAAAGAGAAAUCGAAACUCAGCUGUUAAAACCGCUCUCCUUGUUCCUCAGAACCCUUUCCUCGAGCCUCCUAGAAGCCCUUACCAGCAUCCAUCCCUCAAAGGCUGCGGCCAGGACCCCACGGACUGUGGACCAUGUACCCCCGCAGUAGGGUGGUGGGCCCAGGCUUGGGCACUUCCUCCAGCUCUCGGGACCACGCUGGAGCAGGGCAGCACGGGAAGCUGGACCUGCAGCAAAACCAGAGACAGAGUUUGGAGGUGGCAGAGCCCAAGGGCCCUAAGUUGGAGAGGCAGGGGCAUGGUGACCAGAGGAGCACAGGCACAUACACCCUGAUAGCACCGAACGAGACCCGGAGGCAGAAGAUACAGAGAAUUGCUGAGCAAGAACUGGCGGACUUGGAGAGGUGGAAGCAACAGAACAGGGCAAAACCAGUCCACUUGGUUCCUCAAAGGCUGGGUGGAAGCCAGUCUGAGGCUGAAGUCAGGCAGAAACAACAGCUCCAACAGAUGCGAUCUAAAUACCAGCAAAAGCUAAAGAGAGAUGAAUCUAUUCGCAUCAGGAAGGAAGCUGAGGAAGCUGAGCUCCAAAGAAUGAAGGCAAUCCAGAGGGAGAAGAGUAAUAAACUAGAAAAGAAAAAGCAACUUCAGGAAGACAUCAGAAGAGCCACACUUCGAGAGCACCAUCAGUCCAAAACUGCUGAGCUCUUGAGCAGACUGGACACAGACCGGACAAACAGAAGUGCUUGUCACAUUGCUCCUCCAGCUGCCCAGUCCUCACGAUGGAAACUUCCAGUCCUGCUUAGAGACCCCAGCAGGGCUGGUAGCCAAGCACACAAGGAUUCUCCGCAGAAGGAAGGCAACCAAAAACUGCAAAAGACGAGGGACGGACAUCAGAAGAAUAAAUUACUGGAAACUAAAGGACAGCACCAGGAGGAAGAAAGAGCCCAAAUCCAUCAAGCUGAGCACUGGAGGGUAAAUAAUGCUUUUCUGGACCGACUCCAAGGCAAAAGUCAACCAGGUGGCAUCGAGCAGUCUGGAGGCUGUUGGAAUAUGAAUAGUACUGACGGCUGGGGGCCUUUAUACAUCUUCUCCCUUUAUAUACGUCUUUCAAGCAAAGCAUUCACUUCCAUCUGGCCUUCAUCAGCCGACCUUGAAAACCCUCUCAAGAUGCAUUUCCUUAAUGCAGUUCUGUUUGGCAUGCCUUAAUUCCUUAUUUCAACUGCCCACCCACUCAACCGAACUGUUGUGGUAAUUAGUGAUGUGUUAUUAGUGAUGUGUAGACUCUCAGAGUUUGAUUACUGACUUGUGUUUAACCUCUACUGCCAGAAAAAUGUUACCUUAUUUUUCCUAAUUUGCCCUGCCUUUUAUUAAAUGGAUAAAUAGAGCAAUGUUAAUAAAAUAGUAAAAGAGAAUCACGUGAUGUUCAGGGUAGUAAGAGCUUGGAUGCUGUAAGUUUGUGUCUCUGUAAUUGACUAAUUUUUUCUUUACUAAUUCUUACAGCUGGUUUAGGGAUACUUUGGGGUCUUUUAAAAUUCCUACUUUUUAAAAUCUAGGGUACCAAUGUGACCAAAAGAAGGUCUCUUAUACUUUUGUAGACAAAUUUAUAAAUAAAAUUCUGAACUACUA